AUGUCAGGAAUCUACAACCACCGUCCCAUGGUCCCAGGUCGCAGUGCUGGUGUGCCCGAAUGGCUUGAUCUCAUCAAGCUAGAGUUUGAGAGCCUUGGCCACGAAGCCAUGGUCGCCAAGGCACAACGGGACGAGUGUGAACACAAGAUCAACAACCAGAUCCGCGAGAUGGACGUCUUCAGAGGAUUGCUCUACGAUCUUGAGAGGAAACACGAAGCCAUGAAGACUCAAUACCAAAUGGUCGAAGAAGAGGUCGUGAGAUUAAGACGCGAGGUCGAGCAGCGCGGAGGUGUCGUCCAGAUGCCACACCAAAUGUCGCACGCCCAACCACCUCCACCCAAUAUUGGCCAGGGGCAAUCGAAUCUGUUUGGUGGAAUUAUCAGCGGAGGUCCCGGAGGUCCUGGUUUAGUCGCCCCUCCUCAAAUGGUUGAUCCCUCUCAGCAGCAACAGCAGCAGCAGCAACAGCAUCAACAACAGGCACAACAGCAAGCGCAACAAGCGCAGCAGCAACAACAACAACAUCACAUGCAGCAGGUCCAGCAGCAACAACAUCACCAACAGCAGCAGCAUAUUCAACAGCAGCAAAAUCAGCAGCAACAACAUCCCUAUGGUGGUGGCCCCAACAUGCCUCCUGGCCCAGGAGGACCUCACUCUCCAUACAUGAACGGAAACAAUGGAGUGCCCCAGCAAGGACAGCCUCAGCCAAAGCGAUUCAAGACUGAGAGUGAUGGACCUCGGUUCAAGACCGAGGGAGAGAUUCCACCACCUGGUGCCCCUGGCAACAUGUACGGCAACAUGUCGCCAAACCCCCAUGGUGGCCCUAAUGGCCAACCUCAAAUCUUGGGUCCCAAUUACUCACCUGUCCCACCCCCAUCGUCAAAACAACCCAUGAAGACUGGAAAGCAGCAAGGAGGACCAUACAUUCAGGCAAAGGACGACGCAGGACCUCCAUCAGGAGCCAACAAACGGAAACAAGGAGCAACAUCAGGAACACCUACCGCAGUUGCUCGUGCCGGUCGUGGUGGCAAUACACCCUCGGCCAACUGGAGUGAUGAUCCCGACAACGUUCCAGCUCAAUUGAAACGAGAGGGCGCUGAUUGGUUUGCAAUCUCCAACCCCAAAGUCGCCCAGCAGCUGCGAGUUGAUCUCGUCCACACGAUGGAGCACUCAAGGUCAGCUCACGAGAACCAGUCGGGCAUUGAUGUUCUUGCUGAUGACACCGCUGGAAAGGACGACUUGUACAUUCGGUCAGUCUGCUUCAGCCCUGAUGGAAAGUACCUUGCUACUGGCGCCGAGGAUAAGCAAAUUAGGAUCUGGGAGAUUGGACGUAAAAAGAUUCGCAUGACUUUGAAGGGUCACGAACAGGACAUCUACUCCCUGGACUUCUCUAGGGACGGAAGGAUUAUUGUUUCAGGAUCUGGCGAUCAGACGGCUCGUAUCUGGGAUAUGGAUACUGGCAAGUGUCUCUAUGUCCUCACAGUUGGCGAUGUUGAUCUCAAGGAUGCUGGUGUGACAUCUGUGGCUAUUUCACCGGAUGGCCGUCUUGUCGCUGCCGGAUCACUGGAUAGGAUGGUGCGCGUCUGGGACACUCAAACUGGCCAAUUGCUCGAAAAGUUGGAGGGACAUAAGGAUUCUGUGUACAGUGUGGCCUUUGCGCCUGAUGGUAAGACUCUUGUCUCUGGAAGUUUAGAUCGGACGCUCAAGGCGUGGGACUUGAACCUUGGUGGCAGACCUGGUCCUAAUGGACCAUCACGAGGCACCUUCUGCAAGGCAACAUUCAACGGACACAAGGACUUUGUACUCUCCGUUGCAGUGUCUCCUGAUGGCAAGUGGCUUGUCUCUGGAUCCAAGGACCGCGGUGUUCAAUUCUGGGAUCCCAACACUGGACAGGUUCAGUUUAUGCUUCAAGGCCAUAAAAACUCUGUUAUUUCGGUUGCCCUGAGUCCGGCUGGAACCUACUUUGCGACCGGUUCUGGUGAUACGCGUGCGCGUGUGUGGAGUUACGAAUCGCUGGAAAUGUAG
Messenger RNA from Linnemannia hyalina, 2022 nucleotides. The record is from the annotation of a GenBank genome assembly. Lineage: Eukaryota; Fungi; Mortierellomycota; Mortierellomycetes; Mortierellales; Mortierellaceae.